CUAAUAAUAAUGAGACCUUUGUAUGCACAUAAAUCUACCCAAUUAAAAUUAGUCAGCACAAUUUGGUGUACGCUUUCCAUAAAUCCAUGUUGUGUAAAAAUGGGACGUAACAUGUCGAAAAAAAUGAUCAUUCUCCUAGGCAGAGUGUUCUUGAUUUUCUUGAUGAACAUCGGAGGAGUUCUGUCAGACCCUCAGACUAAGUUGUUGAAGGAAGAUUGCAGCCAGUUUGCAAUUGGCAUCGAAAUGUCGGAGUUCUUGAGCAAUUUUAACAAAACGUUUGGAGACAUCAGGAAGCAGUUGUUGACGGACAGCAGCAUUCACUUUGCGACUGCAGUUGAAAUGAAUGUGUAUGGAAUGGUGCAGUGCAGAAAUUAUCUUUCGAGUGCAGAUUGCGUGGCUUGCCUUGAUGUUGCCUGGACUCGAAUCAGACGUAAUUGUCCUUCCGGUGAUGGUGGUCAUGUCAUAUACCAAGGCUGCUUUCUCAGGUACGAAGCACGCAACUUCUUUACACAGAGUAUUCUGAUCACAUUUGAAUCGUCUGCUGGGGUAUGCAGCACCAAGAAGAGUAAAUAUGAUUCGGGCAUUUUCAGUCCAGUAGUGGAAGGGUUACUAACAGAUCUUGUAGCUGCCACACCGAAAAUAAAAGGCUUCUUUGCAGCGACUACAAGGCCAGUGCUUAAUGGUGGUGCAACAGGAUCAGUUUAUGCUGUUGCACAAUGUAUUGAAACUAUAAGCAGAAAGGAUUGUCAAAGUUGCUUGACAAUUGGGUAUAAUAACAUACAGAGCUGUCCUCCUGCUUCAGAGGCAAGUUCUGCUGAUGCUGGUUGUUUUCUCAGAUACUCGGAUGCCUCAUUUUUUGCUGAUAAACGCGUGACUAAUAUCACACCCUAUCUAGGAAAAAGAAAUAUGAGAUCGAAGACAGCGAUUACCUGGGGUGUAGUUGGUAGUUUAUGCUUUCUUUUGCUCAUAUUCGGAGUGUUUUUAUGGUAUCAAUUAGUAAGAAGGCCGAAUAUGGCUGACAGAGGUGAUAUAGUAGGGGUAGACAAGUUACAGGGUCCGGUUAUUUACAAUUUCAAAGAUUUGAAAUCUGCGACUAGGAGCUUCAGCGAGGACUCCAAAAUAGGAGAAGGAGCAUUCGGAGAUGUAUACAAGGGAAUAAUGAAGAAUGGAGAUAUAGUUGCUGUAAAGAAACUUUCUGUAACAACCAGCAAAGCCAAGACUGAUUUUGAGAAUGAAGUAAGGCUUAUAAGUAAUGUUAAUCACCGGAAUAUAAUCCGUUUAUUAGGCUGUGGUGGCAGAGGAGCAAACCUACUUCUUGUGUUCGAAUACAUGGCAAACGGAAGCCUUGACACGUUCCUUUAUGGCGAGUUUCCUUUUACUCUCUACUUAUGAGCAGCUUAUGAUACAAAAAUUAUGCAUCUAGGAAGAAUAUUCUUGAAGAAGUUACAAUUGGCAGGUGAAAAACGAGGGUCUCUAAGCUGGAAACAUCGCGUUGACAUAAUCCUUGGCAUUGCAAGGGGGCUUGCGUAUAUUCAUGAACAAUUCCAUUCAUGCAUCAUACAUCGAGACAUAAAAUCUAGCAACAUUCUACUCGAUGAUGAUUUUCAACCCAAAAUUGCGGACUUUGGGUUGGCAAGACUUAUAUGUGAUGAUCAAAGUCAUGUUAGCACUAAAUUUGCAGGGACAGUGGGCUACACAGCACCGGAGUAUGCAGUCCACGGACAAUUGUCUGAGAAAGUUGAUACCUACGCCUUUGGUGUCGUGGUCCUUGAAAUUGUAGCUGGCAAAAGAUGCACCAAUUUGACAGCAGAGCCUGUUGCAGUUUCUCUCCUCGAACAUGCAUGGAAUUUCUAUGAAAAUGCCACACUUUCAGAUUUCGUCGAUGAGACUUUAGAUCCAAAAGAUUAUGUUGUCGAUGAUGUUAGAAAGAUCAUAGAGAUUGCAUUGAUGUGCACUCAGUCACCGACUUCUGUUAGGCCAACAAUGUCGAAAGUAGUUGCUCUUCUGACAGAUGAUCAUUCCAUAGAACAAAAACCAGUAGGCAAACCCACUUUUUUCUAGUUAAAACUAUUUGAUUGAACUUCUUGUAUUAAAUGGA
Daucus carota subsp. sativus is the source of this 2098-nucleotide messenger RNA. RefSeq names its product cysteine-rich receptor-like protein kinase 42. The transcript is spliced from 7 exons. NCBI's taxonomy places the organism in Eukaryota, Viridiplantae, Streptophyta, Magnoliopsida, Apiales, Apiaceae. Gene Ontology annotation, molecular function: protein serine/threonine kinase activity; ATP binding. The record is from RefSeq and is a predicted model, not a curated record. Gene Ontology annotation, biological process: protein phosphorylation.